Molecule: messenger RNA, 2562 nt
Organism: Alosa alosa (allis shad)
Lineage: Eukaryota; Metazoa; Chordata; Actinopteri; Clupeiformes; Clupeidae
Product: protein Atg16l2-like
Exons: 18
Coding region: 150-1982 (610 amino acids)
Biological process (GO): negative stranded viral RNA replication; autophagosome assembly
Cellular component (GO): autophagosome membrane
Molecular function (GO): protein binding
Source: RefSeq, a predicted model, not a curated record
ACCAAGUUGUUGUCCUCGAGUCCGACUUCGAAGAUUGUGGACAGUGCGUGCAAGGAGACAAAAAUGGCUAAAAUCUAAAGGUGUCUCAAGUGACAGAUUGUGGAAAUGCACAGCAAUGACUUUUGACGAACACAGGGGAGUUGCCCGUCAUGGCGGCGCUGGAAUGCCAUCGGGAUUCGCCCUCAGUCACGCUUGGGAGGAUACAUUUCACAGCUGAGCCCAUGGAGACGUGGAAACGUCAUAUCAUCAACCAACUUAAACAUCGAGACAAGGCACAGAAGAAAAACUUUCAGGAUGUCAUACGGUCGUAUAUCAAUCUUCUGGAGCGGACCAAACAGAGAGCGCUCAUCCUUGGCUCUCUGGCAAGGCCUCUCCCCGUAACCUACACUCAAGACUACCAGUCCCCAACAGGGACUGGUCAAACCUCCCAUCACGAAAACCUGGUUAAGGAUCUGGAGAAGACCACAGGGGAGCUGGCAUACCAGGUGCUGCAGCUUCAGCAGAAGAUAACAAUCAAAGAUGCCAUACUCGAAGAGCAGCAUGCCAGGAUGUGUGAGGUGCAGAACCGUCUGGCUCAGGUGGAGUCGGACCAGGGGGAGUUGCGAGCCAACGUGACCCAAAUCAGGGAGCGGAACCGGGCCCUGAAGCGGGAGUAUGAUGCCCUGCUGGAGAAGCGGAGCGACAGAGAGAAGGCUUACCGGCAGGCCAGGGAGCAGGGACAGGAGAUGGUGGAGGACAUGAUCAAGAACAAGCAGAUGGCCGCCAUGAAGAUGAACAACCGCAACGAGAGGAGAGUCAGGGCCAGAGAGGCCAACCUUCAUAAGGAGCUGGAAAUGGCUGCCAAGAAAACUCUGGACAUCGAUGAUGGUCCCACAAACGUGUCCCAGUUGAAAAUCAACACCUCCACAAACAUUGAUACAGUGGAGAAAUACCAUACACGCGUCUUCAGGUCGGCGUCUGCCACCUCUCCCAGAAUCCUCAGCUCCAUCCGAGAGCUCUUUGAUAGGAGAAAGAGGCGAGGGAACUCUGUGUGCUGUCUAGAGGAGGACAUGCACUCUCCAGUGGGCGUCUGCCUGGCCGCCAGAGUCCCUGCGGUUGCAAAGCACGUGCUGGAUGCCCAUGAGUUGGGUAUCAACGCGGUUCGCUUCAGCGCCUGCACCAACCUGCUGGCCACUGGUGGCACAGAUCGGGUCAUCAAGCUGUGGGACAUCACGGCAGGCAUGCUGCACCACAGGGGAACACUAGAUGGCAGCAACGAGGGCAUCACAAGCAUCGAGUUUGACCCAACGGGCACCAGGAUUCUGGCUGCAUCAUACGACAAAUCGGCCCUCUUUUGGAAGCUGGAUGAUUGCGUUCCCAAGUUCACUCUGACAGGCCACUCACGUAAGGUGACAGCAGCAAAGUUCAGGUGCAGCCAACGGCAAGUGGUGACGGGCAGUGCUGACCGCACCGUGAAGGUGUGGGACCUGCAGCGAGCAGCAUGCAUCCAGACCAUUGAGGUACUGUCCUACUGCAGUGAUGUGGUCUGCUCGGAGUACUUCAUCAUCAGUGGGCACUAUGACAACAAGGUCCGCUUCUGGGACAGCAGGGCUGGGAGCUGUACUCAGGAGUUGCCCCUGCAGGGGAGAGUGACUUCUCUGGAUCUGUGCCCAGACCACCGCCAGCUCCUCAGCUGCUCCAGGGACGAGAUUCUGCAGGUGGUGGACCUCCGGAUGAGUAACGCACGCAUCUCCUUCAGGGCGGAAGGCUUCAAAUGUGGAUGUGACAGCACAAAGGCUAUCUUCAGCCCUGACGGCAGCUAUCUGGCUGCAGGCUCUGCCGACGGAGCCGUCUACAUCUGGAACGUUCACACCGGAAACCUGGAGAAGCGCCUGCCAGACAUGCACAGUUCCUCCAUCAACGCGGUGGCGUGGUCGCUAACAGGGGAGUUUGUGGUGAGUGUGGACAAGAGCCGACGCGCCGUCCUGUGGAGCGACAUCUGAGCGCCUCGGAGACUGCGUGGAUGGGGGGGGGGGUACUGUGUUCAUUUUCACAUCACCAUGACAACGCACCUUUGGAAGGACGAGGGAAAUGAAACAAGCUCUGUCGUUCCCGUGGGGAUACAGAGACAUAUGAGUGGCAAAACCCUGAUGUCCCACUGACUCAAGCUUUGGUCCCCAAGGGCUUAGAAAGCACAUUGAUUGUGGAGGUUUGGUUGGUUGACUACAGCUUGGCUUGGGGGAAAAAAACAGUCCAUUUUGAAAUUCUUUCGAACACUAUGACAAUACAGAUGGACAUUGUUUUUUAAGAGUCUGAGCAGCAAUACGUUUUGCUGUGUUUUUUCUCGCCAGAAGUGUUCUGUGUUCAUGCCAAUAGGAGCAGGUCACUCUGUGAACUUCAGUAUGCAUAAAAGGCACUGACCACUUGGACAGACGCCCUCUCUCUAUCCCCCCUCUCUCUCUCUCUCUCUCUCUCGCUCUCUCUCUCUCUCUCUCUCGCUCUCUCUCUCUCUCUCUCUCUCUCUCUCUCUCUCUCUCUCUCUCUCUCUCUCUCUCUCGCUCGUUUCCCUCUGGGGUCACUGCU